AUGCUGUACGUAUAUAUAGCACGCCUGUACUGCGCCGAGCUCAGUCGCUCGCCGGAGCUCGUUCUAGCUACGUGCGUUAUUAAAUCAGUUAUGAGGGACGAACGCGCCUCUCCGCCGCGCGUGCGCAUAGCAGUCAUUGGCAGUUCGAGAGUUGGGAAGUCUGAUCUCCUGUACAGACAGACGGUACCCAUAAACGGAACUCCCGUUGAAUUAGAGGUCAUUGACGUCUCUGGAUCCAAUCUAGAUACAUUUCCAACUGAACAGAUUCAAUGGGCCGACGCCUGCCUGUUGGUAUACUCGGUGACAGACAGGAGCAGUUUUGAAUACGCCACAGAUAUCUUGAAUACAUUAAAGAAGACACCAUUGAAUGGAAGUCCAGCUCAUGGGGCAGCCGCAACUACUUGCAUGCCCCUAGCUCUAUUAGGAAAUAAAACUGACCUAGACCACUUGAGACAGGUACCAACAAAGGAGGGCCAGGCUAUGAGUACACUCCACGGGGCCUCCUUCAGCGAGGCAAGUGUCGCUGACAACUCUGGCGACCUCUAUCGCUGCGUGGAUAAACUACUCACCGAAGUAAGAAUGCCGCAACGUACGAGGAAAUUCUCAGUAACCAAAAUGCUCGGAUCACUAAUAGGUGGUACCACCAAUAACAACCAAGCAACCCGUGGUUCAAUGGUAGCUUGCCCGCGCGUCCCAGCUCCGUCCCGGCCACCGCUAGCGGCUGCUGCUCCAUGA
Molecule: messenger RNA, 735 nt
Organism: Danaus chrysippus (African queen)
Lineage: Eukaryota; Metazoa; Arthropoda; Insecta; Lepidoptera; Nymphalidae
Source: the annotation of a GenBank genome assembly